UUUACAUAUUUGGUUUAUCGACCUUACUGAUCUGUUCUCGCAUCUUUCAACCGAGAGAGGACUGCAUUUCCCAGAACACCAUUCAAGUCGAGAACCCCCUGUAGAGCACUUUGCUUGGAAAGCUGCGUUCUUCUUGCAAGUGCCGCUGUCUUGACUGUUCUGCUGGUAUUGUGGAGUUACAAAAGAAAGGAACGCAAAAUGCAACGCCAGGUCUGGAUCAGAAUGACUAAAAUCCACCUGUUACUGAACAGCCUGUUAGUCACGAUCCUUGGAGUGGCGGUCAUCGCUAUGACCCUGUGGACCGGCUGUGACGCCCGCUUCACCGCCGUGCGUAGAAUUACUGUGGAAAACAACAACUACACAACUAUGCACAGCGCAGUGCUGUACACUGUGCUGGCUCUCAGUGUUUUCCUGGUAGCUGCAGGAGUGCUGUGUGCAUUGGGGCUGAUCAGAGAGUCCGAGAGGCUGCUGGCUGCAGGGUUCCUCAUCCUGGCUCUUCUGUUCUGUGCAGCAGUGCAGUUGGGAUACUGGAGGGUCAUGCGAGCAGACGAGGUAGAGGGCGCUGUAAUGGAUGUAUAUGAUUUUCUCUACCAUGACUUCCUGAGGAAUCAGUCAGACUCCGCUGGGCAGCACCUGACAGCCUUCCACACUGCGUUCUCGUGCUGUGGAAAGCGCUCCCAUUCUCCUCUCACUGGCACAGUGGAGAGCAUCACAUGCCUGGCCGGACUGAGAGCCACGGGGCAGGGCUGCCUGCUUGCAGUAUCUGCUUUCCUGCAGAAACACGUGGACUGGCUCUGGGCUCUGCUUCUCCUCACGAUGGCAUCCUUGGUGAAUGGGAUGGUCCUGACCUCCUUCCUCUACUUCUCGAUCUGCCUGGGAGACUCCGGGAAGAGGAAGGGGAAGUACACCCUGGCUGGGCUCUAGAGAGGAGAUUCCCGCUUUCUGAGAUGGAUCAAAAAAUGUCACUAACCUGGGACCUCUUAAUCCCUAAGUAUUUGUGUUAUUAGUCCAUGGAUUAUCCCUUACAAAGGUUUUCUGCAGUAAUGAAAGCAUGAUAAAGCAUAGGUAAGCAUUGUAAAGAUAGAAAGUGUGGUCAAGCAUAUUAACAAACAUGGGGAAAAAGGGUAGGCAAUGGUAAAUAUACAGCAAAAGCCAAGGGAAAGCAUUCGGAAAACAGCAACAAUCCCAGGGUAAACUCUUCUACUGGAUGUCCACAUGUGAGCUGACAGGACUUUAGGAGACCAGGGGUGUGACAGACAGACAAGACGAGUGCAUUUUUGAACAAGCUAACGUACUGUAAAACACGGGCUAAUUAGACAUUUGGUAAAUUACAGAGUUUUGUUUGCUUCUUUCUUUCUUCUUUAUCAACCCGAAUGAGUUAUUGUUUUCAUAUUGGAAUUGUUUUCCCAUGUUAAUUAUAUAAUCAAUCAACAUCAGUGGCAGAAAAGUUAUAAUUUUUUUGUCACAGAUUUGGUUGUUAUUGUGUUUGAGAAACGUUACGUUGUUAAUGUCUGAGAUUCUUUAAACAGAGACUGCAGUUCUGGGAUUCAGUUUGCCUUCUGAAGCUGGUAUAAUUGCACACAGUGGGCUGGCUACUGCUUUACGAUGUGGUUUUCUUGUCAUGCGCGAACCAACGGUUUAUAUCCAAUAAACUCAAAAACACCCAAAAGUAAAAUAAAAAAAAAUACAACCCCCCCAGCACGCUUUUAUCUUAUCAAGCUUCCAAGUGCAUUUCUAUUGUCAGACCUUCAAUGGCAGCAACCUUUGUUAUUUCUGUAACCUUCUCAUCAUUAAAGCAUUGUAAGAAUGAAAAA
Molecule: messenger RNA, 1814 nt
Organism: Polyodon spathula (Mississippi paddlefish)
Lineage: Eukaryota; Metazoa; Chordata; Actinopteri; Acipenseriformes; Polyodontidae
Product: tetraspanin-32-like
Exons: 8
Coding region: 199-924 (241 amino acids)
Cellular component (GO): membrane
Source: RefSeq, a predicted model, not a curated record